Messenger RNA from Mastomys coucha (southern multimammate mouse), 2520 nucleotides. RefSeq names its product oxysterol binding protein like 10 (gene Osbpl10). Gene Ontology annotation, cellular component: intracellular membrane-bounded organelle; membrane; cytosol. Bases 153 to 2453 code for a protein of 766 amino acids. Gene Ontology annotation, molecular function: cholesterol binding. The record is from RefSeq and is a predicted model, not a curated record. The transcript is spliced from 12 exons. Lineage: Eukaryota; Metazoa; Chordata; Mammalia; Rodentia; Muridae.
AUGAGUCAGGCAUUUCCCGGGGAAUCGGAGCAGCCACGCGCGGCCCGGGAGCCCGGAGCUGCAGCGGCGGCGGCGGCGGUGGCGGCAGCUGAGGCGGCGGCGGCGGGACUGCCACCGCGGCGGCCACCCGCUCCCCGGGGCGCGCAGCGAUCAUGGAGAGGGCGGCCCAGAGCGCAGACGGCGGCGGCGGCGGGGGCAGCAACAGCAGCAGCCGUAGCAGCAGCCGCGCCACCUCGGCGGGCUCCUCGCCCUCCUGCUCGCUGGCCGGCCGAGGGGUGGCCAGCCGCUCUGGGGCCGCGGGACUGGGCGGCGGGGGCAGCCGCAGCAGUCCCGGCUCGGUGGCCGCUAGCCCGUCCGGAGGAGGCGGCCGCAGGAGGGAGCCGGCGCUCGAGGGCGUGCUCAGCAAAUACACCAACCUCCUUCAGGGCUGGCAAAACAGGUACUUCGUGCUGGAUUUUGAGGCUGGCCUCCUGCAAUACUUUGUGAAUGAGCAGAGCAAGCACCAGAAGCCCCGAGGAGUGCUGUCAUUGUCUGGAGCCAUCGUGUCCCUGAGUGACGAAGCUCCCCACAUGCUGGUGGUGUACUCUGCCAAUGGAGAGAUGUACAAGCUGAGAGCUGCUGACUCGAAGGAGAAGCAGUUGUGGGUGACUCAGCUUCGAGCGUGCGCCAAAUACCACAUGGAGACAAGUUCCAAGACUACUCCAGGCUCCCGCAGCCGAAGCCUCACUUUGCUCCCCCAUGGAACACCCAGUUCUGCGUCUCCCUGUAGCCAGAGACAUCUCAGUAUGGGCGCCCCCGGUGUUGUCUCACUCACGCGUCACAAGUCGCCUGCAGCUGCCCGAAGAGCCAAGAGUCAGUAUUCCGGCCAGCUUCACGAAGUCAGAGAGAUGAUGAACCAGGUGGAAGGCCAGCAGAAAAACCUCGUGCACGCCAUCGAAUCCCUGCCAGGCUCAGGCCCGCUCACCGCCUUGGACCAGGACCUGCUUCUCCUGAAGGCUACCUCCGCUGCCACCCUCAGCUGCCUCGGGGAGUGCCUCACCCUGCUCCAGCAGAGUGUGCGCCAGGUGGGCCCACCCAGCCACAAGCCAGGAGCCUCAGAGACCAUCCUGGGAUGGCAUGGGCCCACGUCACAUUCCACAGACCAACUGAAAAAUGGGACCCUUGGCUCUCUGCCCUCCGCCAGUGCCAACAUAACAUGGGCGAUUCUCCCGAACUCUGCAGAAGAAGAGCAUAGCUCACAGCCGGAGCCAGAGCCAGACUCAGGCCCUGAACUUGUUUUGUCUGAAGAAGAACAGAGCGACAAUGAGGACAAGGGAGAGACGGAGCCGGGCGCCGUGGAGGAUCAGCGCAGCGUAAUCCUCCACCUCAUCUCACAGCUCAAACUGGGCAUGGACUUAACCAAGGUGGUGCUCCCCACAUUUAUUUUGGAGAAGCGGUCCUUGCUGGAGAUGUACGCAGACUUUAUGGCGCACCCUGACCUGCUGCUGGCCAUCACUGCCGGGGCGACGCCAGAGGAGAGAGUCAUUAGCUUCGUGGAGUAUUAUCUUACGGCCUUCCACGAGGGCCGCAAAGGCACCCUGGCCAAGAAGCCCUACAACCCCAUCAUCGGCGAGACUUUUCACUGCUCCUGGGAGGUUCCUAAGGACAGAGUCAAGUCGAAGUGGACUUCCCCCCACCCUCCCAUUAGUGUUCACGAGCAUCCGAUGGCCGAUGAUCCUUCUAAGAGCUAUAAGCUCAGGUUUGUGGCUGAGCAGGUAUCCCAUCAUCCGCCCAUCUCCUGCUUCUACUGUGAAUGCAGGGAGAAGAGACUGUGUGUCAACACUCACGUAUGGACCAAAAGCAAGUUCAUGGGCAUGUCCGUGGGGGUCUCAAUGAUAGGGGAAGGUGUGCUUCGGCUCCUGGACCACGGGGAAGAAUACGUCUUCACGCUGCCCAGUGCCUACGCCCGCUCCAUCCUCACCGUCCCGUGGGUUGAGCUUGGCGGGAAGGUCAGCAUCAGCUGUGCCAAGACUGGGUACUCUGCCACUGUGACAUUCCACACGAAGCCCUUCUACGGUGGCAAAGUGCACAGGGUCACAGCCGAAGUGAAACACAACCCAACCAACACCAUCGUCUGCAAAGCACACGGGGAGUGGAACGGCACCUUGGAGUUCACCUACAGCAACGGGGAGACCAAAGUCAUCGAUACGACCACCCUGCCUGUCUACCCUAAGAGGCUUAGACCCCUGGAUAAACAGGGGCCCAUGGAGUCCAGGAACCUCUGGCAGGAAGUCACCCACUACCUGAGGCUUGGGGACAUCGAUGCAGCCACAGAGCAGAAGCGGCGCCUGGAGGAGAGGCAGAGGGUGGAGGAGAGGAAACGGGAGAGCCUUCGCACACCAUGGCGACCCAAGUAUUUCAUCCCGGAGGGCGAUGGCUGGGUGUACUUCAACCCUCUCUGGAAGACACACUGAUGGGCAGAGGUGCAGUGCUUCCCUUAAUAGGCCUGGUUUUGUAGGAAUUAAAGUGGUCCAGUAUCAA